Meloidogyne enterolobii is the source of this 330-nucleotide messenger RNA. The record is from the annotation of a GenBank genome assembly. Lineage: Eukaryota; Metazoa; Nematoda; Chromadorea; Rhabditida; Meloidogynidae.
UUGUCUAGCCUUCUAAGCCUUCUAGCCAGCGUUGCCGGUGAAAUGAGAUUAAAUAAUGGAAAUGACACAAGUCAAGUAGCUGAUGAUAUAGACAAGGCCUGGUUUCUUGCACAUUCAAUGGUAGAAAACUUCAUCAUGAAAGGUUUUAUUUCUCAUUCAAAAUAUUCACAAUCGGCAGCAUCUAAACUAAAACAUGAUGAGGCAUGUUUAGAGAUUCUAACGAAAAACCUUAAGGAGGCGCAACGUCAAGUCAGUGAGAACGAACAACUCAUAAAUUUGGUAUUAGAUCACUUAAAUUUUAAGUUUUUAAUACAUUUUAAGUGGCUGUAA